AAGGAACAAUUGACAACUGCAUAGAUGUUGCCAGUUGAGAAGGUAUUACAGUUAAACAAACCUUAAAAAUAAGUGGCAAGUAAGAAUCAGACAUAUUUGAGAGUCAAGUGUAAAGCAUCAUCAUCUUUACAACCCUGCAAUGCAUGAACCUUUUGAGUUACUAGCACUCUUGUCAAGAAAAGAACCCAAAAUUCUUUUUUCAUAAUCCAUUUCUCAUGUAUAAGAACUCUCACUUGUACAUAACCCAUGCAUCUCCUGAUUCUUGAAUUAGAAACUUUCCUUCACUACUUUUUGGGUUUUUAAAUCCCCUAGUGCUUUUCUUGUUCCAAGCAGCUUUUACCUUAUCCAAAAGCAUACAUUACAAAGAUGGCUAACGAGCAAAUGAAGUCUAUUGCCAUGCUUCUUUUGGUGCUGAAUUUCUGCAUGUAUGCCAUAGUUUUGGGCAUUGGUGGAUGGGCUAUGAACAAAGCCAUUGAUAAUGGUUUUAUCAUUGGUCCAGAAUUGAAACUUCCAGCUCACUUUUCACCCUUGUUCUUCCCAAUGGGAAAUGCUUCCACUGGAUUCUUUGUGACAUUUGCUUUGCUUGCUGGAGUAGUUGGUGCUGCAUCAGCAAUUGCAGGAAUCAAUCAUAUACGUUCAUGGACUGCUGAUAGCUUGCCAUCUGCAGCUUCAGUUGCUACCAUGGCUUGGACUCUUACACUCUUGUCCAUGGGAUUUGCCUGCAAAGAGAUUGAGCUUCACAUCAGAAAUGCACGCCUGAGAACUAUGGAGGCUUUUCUUAUUAUCCUUUCAGCUACACAGCUUUUCUACAUAGCUGCUAUUCAUGGUGCUGCAUCCAACAGGAGAUAAACUUGAAAGUUGAUGGAAUGUGUUUUGUUUUGGUUGGCCAUGAAGGAUUGUAUUGGUGUGCUUGUAUUUCUCUCCCUCUCUUUAACUUAUUCUUUCCUCUUUGAUUUUUGUUUUUUAUUCUGUCUUUCCAAAAAAGACUUCCAAUUCACAAACGUCCAAGGAGAAUUAGCAUUGUGGUGUUGUUUAAAUGAUUGGAUUUGCAUGAAAUAAGACUAAAUCAUUU
Molecule: messenger RNA, 1072 nt
Organism: Abrus precatorius (Indian licorice)
Lineage: Eukaryota; Viridiplantae; Streptophyta; Magnoliopsida; Fabales; Fabaceae
Product: membrane protein PM19L-like
Exons: 4
Coding region: 367-849 (160 amino acids)
Source: RefSeq, a predicted model, not a curated record